Molecule: messenger RNA, 4038 nt
Organism: Oncorhynchus nerka (sockeye salmon)
Lineage: Eukaryota; Metazoa; Chordata; Actinopteri; Salmoniformes; Salmonidae
Product: nephrin-like
Exons: 5
Coding region: 3597-3956 (119 amino acids)
Molecular function (GO): protein binding
Source: RefSeq, a predicted model, not a curated record
UACAAGGUAGUGGUCGGAGACUUGGAGGGGAGUUGCAAUGAGGUUAGUGGAAGAACAGCAUCUAGUAAAGAUGAGGUCGAGCGUAUUGCCUGCCUUGUGAGUAGGGGGAAGGUGAGAGGGAGAGGUCAAAAGAGGAGAGGAGUGGAAAGAAGGAGGCAGAGAGGAAUGAGUCAAAGGUAGACGUGGGGAGUUUAAAGUCGCCCAGAACUGUGAGAGGUGAGCCGUCCUCAGGAAAGGAGCUUAUCAAGGCAUCAAGCUCAUUGAUGAACUCUCCGAGGGAACCUGGAGGGCGAUAAAUGAUAAGGAUGUUAAGCUUGAAAGGGCUGGUAACUGUGACAGCAUGGAAUUCAAAGGAGGCGAUAGACAGAUGGGUAAGGGGAGAAAGAGAGAAUGACCACUUGGGAGAGAUGAGGAUCCCGGUGCCACCACCCCGCUGACCAGAAGCUCUCGGGGUGUGCGAGAACACGUGGGCGGACGAAGAGAGAGCAGUAGGAGUAGCAGUGUUAUCUGUGGUGAUCCAUGUUUCCGUCAGUGCCAAGAAGUCGAGGGACUGGAGGGAGGCAUAGGCUGAGAUGAACUCUGCCUUGUUGGCCGCAGAUCGGCAGUUCCAGAGGCUACCGGAGACCUGGAACUCCACGUGGGUCGUGACCAUCCAAGGGGCGACUCGGGUCAACGCCUGUCGCUACCAGUGCACUGCCAACAACAACAUAGCGCCCCCUGCCAGCGUGGCAGUCCAGCUGGUGGUGCGCUGUGGGUCUAACGAGCUCUACCAAGGUCUAUCAAUCAUGUCGUGUGAAUACAUCAUGGGUGCAACGGAGUGGAAAAGCGUUGUGGGUGUCUUUGUUUGUGUGGCACCGUUAACUAUUUCUAUGCACAUCUGUAUGCAUUUGCAUGUAUUUCAUGUUUCUGUCUAUCUAUUUCUGUUUGUACAUGUACAAUAUGAACAUCUCUGGCUGUGUGUUUGUCCUUUCCUGUGUAGUUAAGCUGGAGCUCCAGAAGGGGGCUCAGUGGAAUAAGGUGGCGAGCAGAGGGGAUAGCACCAGAACAGCAGAGGUGGUGUGCCAGGGAGAGGGAAUCCCGCAGCUCCACUUCUCUGGGCUUCUCCUGCCUGCCCUAUAGCCAUAUUGGCUGACUGGCGGCUCUGGUGGCUCAGGACAGACUGGCGGCUCUGGCGGGUCAGGACAGACUGGCGGCUCUGGCGGCUCAGGACAGACUGGCGGCUCUGGCGGCUCAGGACAGACGGGAGACUCUGGCGGCUCAGGACAGACGGGAGACUCUGGCGGCUCAGGACAGACGGGAGACUCUGGCGGCUCAGGACAGACGGGAGACUCUGGCGGCUCAGGACAGACGGGAGACUCUGACAGCGCUGGGCAGGAGGAAAGCUCUGGCAGCGCUGGACAUACGGGAGCACCUGUAGGGAGAAGACGGAGAGACAGCCUGUUGCGGGGGGCUGCCACCGGAGGGCUGGUGCUUGCAGGUGGCACCGGAUAGACCGGACCGUGCAGUCACACUGGAGUUCUUGAGCACCGAGCCUGCCCAACCUUACCUGGUUGAAUGCUCUCCAUAGCCAGGCCAGUGUGGCGAGGUGGAAUAGCCCGCACUGGGCUGUGCUGUCGAACCGGGGACACCAUGCGUAAGGCUAGUGAAUGUACGCCGGCCCUGGGAGACGCACUGGAGACCAGAUGCGUAGAGCCGGGUUCAUGGCACUUGGCUCGAUGCCCACUCUAGCCCGGCCGAUACGCGGAGCUGGAAUGUACCGCACCGGGCUAUGCACCCGCACUGGGGACACCGUGUGCUCCACCGCAUAACACAGUGCCUGCCCGGUCUCUCUCGCCCUCUGGUAAGCACAGGAAAUUGGCUCAGGUCUCCUACAUGGCUUCGCCACACCUCCUGUGUGCCCCCCUCCAAGAAAUGUUUGGGGGUGCCUCUCGGGCCGUGUUCCCUCAUAUCGCCGGUUCCUCUCUCCGGCUGCCUCUGCUCUCCUAGCUGCCUCCACCUGUUCCCAUGGAAGGCGAUCUUUUCCCGCCAGGAUCUCCUCCCAUGUGUAGCAACCCUUGCCAUCCAAUACCUCGUCCCAUGUCCAUUCCUCUUUGCACCGCUGUUGCUGUUGCCCGUUACCACGCCGCUUGGUCCUGUUGUGGUGGGUGAUUCUGUAAGGGUUUUCCUGUGGUGAAGGAGAAGCGGACCAAAAUGCAGCGUGGUGGUUAUUCAUGUUCUUUAAUAAAGGAACUAGACAUGAAAUAACUAACAAAACAAUAAAUGUGCGAAAACCUAAACAGUCCUAUCUGGUGCAAACACAGAGACAGGAACAAUCACCCACAAACACACAGUGAAACCCAGGCUACCUAAGUAUGAUUCUCAAUCAGAGACAACUAAUGACACCUGCCUCUGAUUGAGAACCAUACUAGGCCGAAACAUAGAAAUACCCAAAACCUAGAAAAACAAACAUAGACUGCCCACCCCAACUCACGCCCUGACCAUACUAAAUAAAGACAAAACAAAGGAAUAAAGGUCAGAACGUGACACAACUGCUCAGCACAAGUAUGUGUGCGUGCGUGCGUGUAAGAGUGUGUGUGUAUGUGUGAAUGGGUAAAAGGUCAGAGGUUAGGUCAGACAUCAGGACCCAGGGAUGUUGCUUUGAUGUAAAACAAGUACUUUACAGCCAAAUGCUAGAGUCCCAUUGGUCCUAAUUUAGCUACGUCCUCUCAUAUAAUACUGUUGGGCGUUUGUGUAUGCGCUGCCUUGUCCACGAUUUUAUCAGUGUGGUAGGACCCUCCAGCUUAUAGAGAAAAUAUUCAGUCUCUCUCGACAGUAGGAAGAGCAAGUCCUCAGUGUCAGACACCCUUUAGCUAUGUCAUGUAUAUUGAUAUAUCUCUCCUUCUUCCCCUGCCUAUAGCUCUAAUUCUCUUCUCUGUCAGACAACGCUGCAAUAAUGCGCUUUCCUCUCUCCGCGCGCAAAGGCUGAGUCGCCCUCUAGCUCUCUAGCAAGCGUAUUCCUACGCCAGCGAUGUCAACACUGCCCCUGCUCCCAGUGAGCCCCCUGGCCUCAAUUGAACACAUUUAAUGUUUACCAUAAAAAGCGUGAAAUACAAUCCAAUAUCCACUGCUGCUUUUUUUCUCUCCCUCCGUUUUUUUUUACUGCCUUGAAUAUUCAUAAUUAAUCUGACGCAGCGAUAAUAAAUGUUACAUGCUUCCUUAUCAUCAGAAGGCCGGGAAAGGAAAGAAGGCUGUAUUCUCUCUAUCCCUGCCCGCCUCUCUGCCCGGUUUGGAUUAAAAAAAGACAGAUCCAAAUAAGACUGACCCCUCUAACCUCGUAUUUUAUGAGCGGAACUGAUAAUGGAAAUGAUUUACUCUGCAAACAGAGCUGCCUAUACGCCUGCAAGCACAGCUUCUCUCUCUCAUUCUAGUGCUGAACUCUCUCCUUCUCUUCUGCUCUCUUCCUCUGUCGUUCUCUCUUGUUUAUCCUUUCUAUCCUCCUAUUUCAACUACCCUUCUCUUUAUCUCAGCUUCCAUCUCUCUCUCUAACACACAGAUCAACCAGAUCCUCCCUCAGAGAUCCGCCUGGUCAGCUUCACCCAUGCCUCUGCAACUCUAGAAUGGAUCCCAGGCUUCGAGGGGGGCUUGGAGCAGAGAUUCCAUAUCAGCUACCGUUGGGAGCAAACAUCUUCAUUGUGACAGGCCUGUCCCCCGCCACUACAUACAACUUUUCUGUCAACGCACUCAACUCCAUGGGAGAGAGCGGCUACGCAGACAACAACUCAGUACACACCAUCACCAGCGAGGAGUGGGAAGGAGCAAUCCAGGAAGAAGAUCCCUUUGGGGAGGACACGAGAGGGUUGUCGCUGUAUCAGACCGUGAUCAUGGCGGUGGUUGGUGGGGCUCCGCUGCUGGCUCUCAACUGGCUGGGCUGCUUUCUGUGUCUGAGGUGGAAGAAGAGGCGUGGCCAGACAGGCUAAUCAGCACCCAAUCCAGUCCAGUGGGUACAGACAAAUCACUAUACGUCCAAUCCCCUCUCAGAGGCCUAAACCCUGCCCUACU